AUGUUAAAAAAACAAAAAUAAUUUAUCGAAAACCCAAUCCAUGACUUAAGUGUAUGUCCAACUAAUAAACUUACACUUUCCUCUCUUGAUAAACCCCUUUUCCCAACUCCCUGGAGAAGUUAUCAACAUUAUAACAUACAAACACCAACUAUCUUAAUUAAUCAAACUGACAGAGUCUAAGAAAUGUCCUUUCAAAUUGAUAAACUUAAACCUCGUUAUAGUAGAUCAUUAACAAAAAAUAGAAAAUAAUAUCUAUAAGAGACUGCAUAAAAUGUAUAUGAUCCAAAACCUAUGGAAAAACAAAUUUUAAAUGGUAGUCGUCUUAAAUUUAAUGGGGACUUAAGUAUGAACCUUUAUUAGGAAGAACCUAAACAAUAAUUGCUCCUUCCUCUUAUGUUAGAUUUAUAUUUUUUACAUUCUUUUUAGAACAGAAUCUGUCAAGGUUGGUUCAAUCACUAUUAGUAAAGAUGUGGCUCUACCUAAAUAUCUUGAUCCUCCAAAAAGUAAAAG
Molecule: messenger RNA, 510 nt
Organism: Paramecium primaurelia
Lineage: Eukaryota; Ciliophora; Oligohymenophorea; Peniculida; Parameciidae
Source: the annotation of a GenBank genome assembly